CUCUACAGUUGCCAUAGCCAAACGUCACUUGGAAGUGAAAGUUUUCAAACGUCUCCUUUGAGUAAGACUUGAGUGCUGAAAUCUUGUAGUUUCUCUAAUAACAGUGUACAAUUUAGCCAGCUGUUUUACAUAGAGCGUUUUGUGGACUGUUCACAGUCCCUGGUCUAAAGAUGGAAGGCUUGGAGAUGUCCGCUAUGAUACCUACACUGCAGGAGCUAGCGAGGUAACAGAGGAAAUGCUGGCUGUGCUCACAGAGGGUGAUGGGUGUGGUGGGCAUGUCCAGGAGGCAGCAUCUAGCCUAUCACAGCUGAGCACCCAGAUGGUGUUCAGUAUGCUGGCUCACCUCACCCAGUGGAGUCGACACACACUGUUGGCUAGAAUCAAACACAGCGAAAGUGGUGACUACCAGCGAGUGGUAGCGUUUCUAAAAGGGAUCCCUCAGGACGUGUUAGCCAAGGCCUCUCUAGGGUCUAAAUCCUACACCAGAGCCCUGAUGCACUUUGAGGCUUACAUACUGGAGAACAAAGAGGACAUCCAGGAUCAUCUGCGCUUCCUACAGACGCUGUACGCAGCCAUGCACGAACCAGGCGGUGUCAGGGGUGCGAACGCUCUCCGGCGGGAAGAGCCGUCCCUACGGGAACAUAUUCUAGAACACGAGAGCAUCGGGUUGCUAAGAGACGCUACGGCCUGCUACGACCGGGCCAUACAGCUGGAGUCCGACCAGAUAGGACACUACCAUGUGAGUUCUAUGCUGGGGCUGGGACAGCUCUCUACUGUCGUCACACAGGUCAAUGGAGUCCUGGCCAACAGGCCCCAGUGGAAGUCUGAUCUGAACACCUACAGGGUGGAAGCUGCCUGGAAGCUCAGCAAGUGGGACCUCCUGGAGGACUACCUGGGCUCUGGUGAACACACACACAUGUUGACGUUGCUGACAUUGCUCUAACAUUUGACCGUUGUUUUGGUGUGUGUGUGUGUGCAGUUCGUAUGUCCAGCACGUGGGGUGUGAGGCUAUUAAUCACUAAUUAGUUACGUUUCAGGGUGGGAUUCUUUAAUCAUUACCUUUAAGCAUAUAAUUCCCUUAUCAGUUGAUCAGUGAGGGGGGAGAAAGGUAACAGUGUGUUGGUCGGUGAGGAGGAGAAAGGUAACAGUGUGUUGGUCAGUGAGGGGGAGAAAGGUAACAGUGUGUUGGUCAGUGAGGGGGAGAAAGGUAACAGUGUGUUGGUCGGUGAGGGGGAGAAAGGUAACAGUGUGUUGGUCGGUGAGGGGGAGAAAGGUAACAGUGUGUUGGUCAGUGAGGGGGAGAAAGGUAACAGUAGGUUGGUCAGUGAGGGGGAGAAAGGUAACAGUGUGUUGGUCAGUGAGGGGGAGAAAGGUAACAGUGUGUUGGUCAGUGAGGGGGAGAAAGGUAACAGUGUGUUGGUCAGUGAGGGGGAGAAAGGUAACAGUGUGUUGGUCGGUGAGGGGGAGAAAGGUAACAGUGUGUUGGUCGGUGAGGGGGAGAAAGGUAACAGUGUGUUGGUCAGUGAGGGGGAGAAAGGUAACAGUGUGUUGGUCAGUGAGGGGGAGAAAGGUAACAGUGUGUUGGUCAGUGAGGGGGAGAAAGGUAACAGUGUGUUGGUCGGUGAGGGGGAGAAAGGUAACAGUGUGAUGGUCAGUGAGGGGGAGAAAGGUAACAGUGUGUUGGUCAGUGAGGGGGAGAAAGGUAACAGUGUGUUGGUCAGUGAGGGGGAGAAAGGUAACAGUGUGUUGGUCGGUGAGGGGGAGAAAGGUAACAGUGUGAUGGUGUUCCUCUUGCUCUGUGUAUCUCUCCUAGAAGGGCCUUUAGACAAACCGAUACGUGUUGAAUUGAGCUGAAUAACCCAUGUCCAUCCCUCCCCUCCAUAGCGGGGUGAGCGGAGCGGCAGAAGAUCAACCAGGUGGUCAGCGACCGCUGCACGAGGCUGGCUCCAUACCAGUUCCUCACAGCCUUCUCCCAGCUCAUCUCCAGGGUGUGCCAUAGCAGUGAGGAUGUCUUCAACAUCCUCAUGGACAUCGCUGCCAAGGUGCUGCUGGUCCUACCCUCAGCAGGCCAUGUGGUUGAUGACCGCAGUGUCCAAGGUAGGGUGGGGGUGUGGUGGAAGUGGGUGUGUGUGGGGCGGG
Molecule: messenger RNA, 2139 nt
Organism: Salvelinus fontinalis (brook trout)
Lineage: Eukaryota; Metazoa; Chordata; Actinopteri; Salmoniformes; Salmonidae
Product: serine/threonine-protein kinase ATR-like
Exons: 6
Coding region: 236-943 (235 amino acids)
Biological process (GO): protein phosphorylation; telomere maintenance; DNA damage checkpoint signaling
Cellular component (GO): nucleus
Molecular function (GO): protein serine/threonine kinase activity
Source: RefSeq, a predicted model, not a curated record